Molecule: messenger RNA, 2060 nt
Organism: Oryzias latipes (Japanese medaka)
Lineage: Eukaryota; Metazoa; Chordata; Actinopteri; Beloniformes; Adrianichthyidae
Gene: kcng3
Product: potassium voltage-gated channel, subfamily G, member 3
Biological process (GO): action potential; protein homooligomerization; potassium ion transmembrane transport
Cellular component (GO): membrane; voltage-gated potassium channel complex
Molecular function (GO): protein binding; delayed rectifier potassium channel activity
Source: RefSeq, a predicted model, not a curated record
AGCAGUGUGUUUAAUGUCAUUAUAUCAAAACAAGUUUUAUUUAAAGAUCAAAAUGCAUCUCACAUUCUGUUUCUGUGCGUGCGUAAGUGCGCGCCUUUGAUAGCGACAUCACUGAUGGGAUUGGCUCUCUCUGAUCAUGGGGUGGAGAGUCUAUAAGCAAAAGAGAAAUGUGGGAAGAGAGUGAGACACAGAGGAAAAUAGUUUUCCUCCAGCCGCGGACGCCAGCGCGCACAAAACCACCUUCACUCACGGAGAACCACGCCCCGGGGGCGCAGGAGGCUGGAAGCUUCCCCUGUUGCUUAAACUCCAGCUGUGGAAGGAGGAAUGGACUCCGAAGAGGAGUCUUAGGACAUUUGUAGCCAAGAUGAAGUUCGGAAAGAGCAUCUGCGUACUCAAUGUUGGGGGAACCCGGUACGCCUUCACUCGUGAGGUGAUCAAGGAUUUCCCUCUCCGGCGCGUCAGCCGCUUGCAUGCAUGCGCAACCGAGAAAGAGGUCUUAGAACUGUGUGAUGACUAUGACCGAGACCGGAAUGAGUUUUUCUUCGACCGCCACGCACAGGCUUUUGUCUUCAUCAUGUUGUACGUUCGCUCCGGCAAACUCCGAUUUGUUCCUGGAGUGUGUGAGCUGUCCUUCUACUCAGAAAUGCUUUACUGGGGGUUGGAGAGCGUGCACCUGGACUCCUGCUGUCAGAAACGCCUGGAUGACAGGAUGUCUGACAUAGGACUGGACACUCUUUCGGAAGGGGACAUAGUGUUGUCAGGGGACGAGCCUGAGACCCCAGACGAGUCCGUACAACGCAUUGCGCUCACCGGACGCGCCAAGUGGCUCGAGAAGAUGCGCAAAACAGUUGAGGAGCCCAACUCCUCUAUUGCAGCGCAGCUUUUAGCUUCAGUUUCUGUGAUUUUCGUGAUCAUUUCCAUGAUAAUGCUGUGUGCCAGCACGCUACCGGAUUGGGAUACAGCCAAGAGGAAUACAGUAGAGGAACACAGGAUAGUGGAGGCAGUGUGCAUUGGCUGGUUCACUGCAGAGUGCAUUCUGCGCUUUCUGUUGGCCAGAGACAAGUGGGACUUCAUCCGCCAUCCACUGAACAUCAUUGAUGUGAUUGCCAUUACCCCCUACUAUGUCACCAUAGCAAUGGCCCGUGCAGGGAUGCCGGGUGCUGGGCUCGGGGUCGCUGGAGUGAUACUUCGCGUGUUGAGGAUGAUGCGAGUGUUCUGGCUCAUGAAGUUGGCCAGACAUUUCCUGGGUCUGCAGACUCUGGGGCUGACGCUCAGGCGAUGCUACAGGGAGAUGGUCAUGCUGCUGGUGUUUGUAUGUGUUGCCAUGGCAAUAUAUAGCGCUCUGGCACAGUUGCUAGAGCAUGGCUUGGACUUGGGAGCCCAGAACCAGGAUUAUGCCAGCAUUCCAGCCGCCGCCUGGUGGGUCAUCAUCUCCAUGACAACAGUCGGAUACGGAGAUGUUUACCCUAUAACAAUUGGCGGAAGGGUCCUUGGGGGAAUGUGCGUCGUCAGUGGUAUUGUACUCCUGGCACUGCCCAUCACAUUCAUCUACCACAGUUUUGUCCAGUGCUACCACGAACUCAGACUGCGUUCUGCCAGAUAUGCAAGAAGCCUUUCUACAGAGAUGCUACAAUGAUCGAGCGUUUGUGCAGCAAGCUUCCGCUUCCAUCAGAAAACUGACAAGCUGUUGCAAAAACAUCACAAACUUCCCUGCUUUCCCCUUUUCCCCAUGUGUACUUCCUGUCAGUAUAUUGACAUCCAAUAAUUGUUUGCGUGAAGUGCUGCUAUCUCUCUAGGGAACUCAUGUGAACAUAACACUCAUAAUUAUUUAUUAUAGACACACAGGAGCAAUCCGUCCAGUUUAGACAGUGUCUGUUGUUUACACUGUAUUCCCAUGGUUACAAUUCCAUCCACUGUAAGGUGUGCACUCAUGUUUGCCUGGCUUUCAGCCUUUACUUUGUUCCAAGAGCUACAUUAGGAUUGUGCAAGUUACACAAGAUUGAAAUGUGACCUAGAUGCAUCCUGUUAAAUAUGUGAAAUAAAAAGCUGGAAGAAACAAG